Molecule: messenger RNA, 837 nt
Organism: Jaculus jaculus (lesser Egyptian jerboa)
Lineage: Eukaryota; Metazoa; Chordata; Mammalia; Rodentia; Dipodidae
Product: acidic leucine-rich nuclear phosphoprotein 32 family member B-like
Exons: 1
Coding region: 12-788 (258 amino acids)
Biological process (GO): regulation of apoptotic process
Cellular component (GO): nucleus
Molecular function (GO): histone binding
Source: RefSeq, a predicted model, not a curated record
ACGAGGGGAACAUGGACAUGAAGAAGAGGAUCCACCUGGAGCUGAGGAACCGAACCCCGGCAGCUGUUCGAGAGCUUGUCUUGGACAAUUGCAAAUCAAAUGAUGGAAAAAUUGAGGGGUUAACAUCGGAAUUUGUGAACUUAGAGUUCCUCAGUUUAAUAGGUGUAGGUUUGAUGUCAGUUUCAAAUCUACCCAAGCUAACUAAAUUGAAAAAGCUUGAGUUCAGCAACAAUAGAAUCUUUGGAGGUUUGGACAUAUUAGGAGAAGAACUUCCAUAUCUCACACAUCUAAACCUAAGUGGAAAUACACUGGAAGAUAUCAGCACCUUGGAACCUUUAAAAAAGUUGGAUUGUCUGAAAAGCCUGGAUCUGUUUAACUGUGAGGUCACUAACCUAAAUGACUAUCGAGAGAGUGUCUUCAAGCUCCUGCCCCAGCUGUCCUACCUGGAUGGCUAUGACCGAGAGGACCAGGAAGCCCCUGAUUCAGAUGAUGCAGAGGUGGAUGGUGUGGAUGAUGAGGAAGAGGAUGAAGAAGGAGAAGAUGAAGAUGAUGAUGAGGAAGAAGAUGGCGAGGAGGAAGAGUUUGAUGAAGAUGAUGAUGAAGAUGAAGAUGUAGAAGGAGAAGAUGAUGAAGAUGAAGUCAGUGGUGAGGAAGAAGAAUUUGGACAUGAUGGAGAAGUUGAUGAAGAUGAAGAAGAUGAAAAUGAGGAUGAGGAUGAAGAAGAGGAAAAGAGCGGGAAAGGCGAAAAGAGAAAGAGAGAAACAGAUGAUGAAGGAGAAGAUGAUUAAGACCCAAAUGAACGCAGAAACAGAACUGUUCAGUAGUGGUUGGACUGCU